Molecule: messenger RNA, 996 nt
Organism: Striga asiatica
Lineage: Eukaryota; Viridiplantae; Streptophyta; Magnoliopsida; Lamiales; Orobanchaceae
Source: the annotation of a GenBank genome assembly
AUGGCCAAAACCACAAGGAUGCUCAUGAGAAGAUCAAUCUCCACCUUCCUCCAAGAUUUCCACCACUUCACCUCCACACCGGCCCUCUUCGCCCUCCCCUUCGCCCUCUCCACCCUCCUCUCCCCACCCCUUGUCUCCUCCUCCCGUUUUUUCCCCCCACUCCACGCUCGUCUACAAGCCCUCCUCUUCGCCUCCGGCGUCCGCCCUUCCUCCCGACUAUUCUCCUUCCUCACCCUAAACCUCUCCCGAGCCCUCCUCUCCUUCGUCUUCCUCCUCCCCUUCUCUCUCUCCUCUCUCCUCCUCUCCAAAGCCUUCGUCAUCCGUGCCCUUUUCCCUCGACAUGGCACCUCAUCAUCAUCAUCCGAACACGACACCACCCAAAAAAAACCCGUCUUUUUUUCUUGGAUCACGACACUCAACCGGCUCGUCGCCACCCAGUUCUGCAACGUGCUCGUCGUUUUCUCAGCCAACGCCACGUGCCUCUCCUUGCUCGUCGCGUGCUUCAACGCUCUCGAUCUCUCGGGACUUUCUUAUUCCGAAAACGCCCUCGCCGGGGUCACAAUGUCCGCAGCCGUGGUCUACUCGGUCGUGGCGGCCAACGCUUACGUGGCGUGCCACCUGGCGCUGGUCGUCUCGUGCGUGUCGGGUCGGGCCGGGUUCGGGCCGAUUCUCGAGGCGUGCUUUCUCGUGAGUGGGAGGAGACGAGCAGCAUUGGCUCUCGCCGUGUCGGCGAACGCGGCUUUGGCGGGAGUCGAGGCGAUUUUUCGGUGCCGAGUCGUGAGGGGUUAUUAUUAUUACGGUCGGGUGAUGAGCUGGCCGGUGGUUUUGGAGGCGGUGCUGAUCGGCUACAUGUAUUCCGUGGUUCUUGUGGUGGACGCCAUUGCUGGUUGUGUGUUAUUGGAGGGAUGCGGGAGAGGUUACGAGACCAUCGGUCGGGAAAGAGAUCGAAGAAGGUCGAUUUUCGGGAAAGGCGAGUCGAUAGAGAUGGUGUUGUGA